Lolium rigidum is the source of this 3622-nucleotide messenger RNA. Its product is annotated as importin subunit beta-1-like. The transcript has 3 exons. Gene Ontology annotation, cellular component: cytoplasm; nucleus. Lineage: Eukaryota; Viridiplantae; Streptophyta; Magnoliopsida; Poales; Poaceae. The record is from RefSeq and is a predicted model, not a curated record. Gene Ontology annotation, biological process: protein import into nucleus. The coding region runs from base 122 to 2740 and encodes 872 amino acids. Gene Ontology annotation, molecular function: small GTPase binding; nuclear import signal receptor activity.
CGGACUACCUCUCCGCCGCCGUCACCGCAGCCGUCCCCGCUGAAGCUCCCGCGCCGGCCAGCUCCGUCCCGCCACUCGCCGCCAACCGCCUCCCCGUCUCGGCAGGCAGCGAGAAGUCAACAUGUCGUUGGAUGUUACUCAAAUACUCUUGAGCGCACAAUCUCCUGAUGGCUCGGUUAGGAAGCAUGCUGAAGAAAGCCUCAAGCAGUUUCAGGAGCAAAACCUCCCAAGUUUCUUGCUCUCCCUAUCAAGUGAGUUGGCCAACAAUGAAAAACCGGAGGAGAGCCGCAGGUUGGCUGGUCUGAUCCUCAAGAAUGCGCUGGAUGCAAAGGAGCAGCACAGGAAAAACGAACUUUUCCAGAGAUGGCUGUCUCUGGAUGCUGGUGUCAAGGCACAAAUUAAAGCAUUGCUGCUGCAAACUCUCUCAUCUCCUGUUGCCAGCGCCAGAUCUACGUCUUCUCAAGUCAUUGCGAAGAUUGCUGGCAUUGAGAUCCCCCAGAAGCUAUGGCCUGAGCUUAUAGCAUCAUUGCUCUCCAACAUACAUCAGGUCCAGCCAAACGUCAAGCAGGCGACGCUGGAGACACUUGGUUAUUUAUGUGAGGAAGUUUCUCCGGAAGCUGUUGACCAGGACCAGGUCAACAAGAUACUUACCGCUGUUGUUCAGGGUAUGAAUGCUUCUGAAGGGAACUCCGAAGUGAGGCUUGCAGCCACACGAGCAUUGUACAAUGCAUUGGGCUUUGCUCAGGUUAACUUCUCCAAUGAUAUGGAGCGCGAUUAUAUUAUGAGAGUUGUUUGUGAAGCAACGCAGUCACCAGAGAUGAAGAUAAGACAGGCCGCCUUUGAGUGUUUGGUGGCUAUUUCGUCUACUUAUUACGAUAAGCUGGCCACAUACAUGCAGGACAUAUUUAAUAUUACUGCAAAGGCUGUGAGGGGAGAUGAGGAGUCAGUUGCACUUCAGGCUAUUGAAUUCUGGAGUUCCAUAUGUGAUGAGGAAAUCGACAUAUUGGAUGAGUACAGUAGCGAGUUUACAGCUGAUUCUGAUGUUCCUUGCUACUAUUUUAUCAAGCAAGCUCUUCCUGCCUUAGUGCCCAUGCUGCUGGAGACUCUCCUCAAGCAGGAAGACGACCAAGACUUGGAUGAAGGUGCUUGGAAUCUUGCAAUGGCUGGGGGUACUUGUUUAGGCCUGGUGGCAAGGACUGUUGGGGAUGAUAUUGUGCCUCUUGUGAUGCCUUUCGUUGAGGAGAAUAUAACGAAAUCUGAAUGGAGGCAGAGAGAGGCUGCAACAUAUGCUUUUGGAUCCAUUUUGGAGGGGCCAUCAGCUGAUAAACUGACCCCUCUAGUUAAUGUCGCCUUGAAUUUUAUGUUGUCUGCAUUGGUAAAAGACCCAAAUAACCAUGUGAAGGACACAACUGCUUGGACCCUCGGAAGAAUAUUCGAGUUUCUUCAUGGUUCUGCACUUGAAACUGCUCCUGUCAUUACAUCUGAGAACUGCCAGCAAAUACUUACUGUGCUGCUUCAAAGCAUGAAGGAUGUCCCAAAUGUGGCAGAAAAGGCAUGUGGGGCACUCUAUUUCCUUGCUCAAGGCUAUGUGGAUGCUGGAUCAGCAUCGCCAUUAACCCCUUCCUUUCAAGAUAUUGUUCAGGCCCUUCUUGUGACCAGUCACAGAGAGGAUGCUGGAGAAUCCAGGCUUCGUACUGCAGCUUAUGAGACUCUAAACGAAGUUGUCAGGUGCUCCACUGAGCAGACAGCUCCUAUUGUUAUGCAGCUGGUACCUGUGAUUAUGAUGGAACUCCACCAGACACUUGAAGCAGGAAAGUUGUCAACUGAUGAGAAGGAGAAGCGGAGCGAUCUGCAGGGUCUUCUUUGUGGUUGUUUGCAGGUCAUUAUCCAGAAGUUGGGAGGGAUGGAGUCAACAAAGUUUGCCUUCUUACAGUAUGCGGAUCAGAUGAUGGAUCUGUUUCUGAGAGUUUUUGCUUGUCGGAAUGCCACAGUGCAUGAGGAGGCUAUGCUUUCUAUUGGUGCAUUGGCAUAUGCAGCCGGUUCGAAUUUCGCAAAGUACAUGGCACAGUUCUAUCAGUAUUUGGAAAUGGGACUUCAGAACUUUGAAGAGUAUCAGGUAUGCGCCAUUACGGUAGGCGUUGUGGGUGACCUGUGCAGGGCACUGGAGGACAAAAUUUUGCCCUACUGUGACGGCAUCAUGACCCAGCUACUGAAGGAUCUAUCCAGCAAUCAGCUGCACAGAUCUGUAAAACCACCUAUAUUCUCAUGCUUUGGUGAUAUUGCACUUGCAAUUGGGGAGAACUUUGAGAAGUAUUUGAUCUAUGCCAUGCCCAUGCUACAAAGUGCAGCAGAUCUAUCAGCGCAUGCAAAUGCAGCUGAUGAUGAAAUGCUCGACUACACCAAUCAAUUAAGGAAUGGCAUCUUGGAGGCCUACUCUGGUAUUCUUCAAGGAUUCAAGAGUUCGCCUAAGACACAAUUACUGAUGCCGUAUGCUCCACAUAUUCUUCAGUUCCUUGACGCUCUUUAUAAUGGCAAGGAUAUGGAUGAUUCUGUGAUGAAGACUGCAAUAGGUGUCUUGGGGGAUCUGGCAGACACAUUGGGUGUCCAUGCUGGUCCUUUGAUAAAUCAGUCCACCUCAAGCAAGCAAUUUUUGGAUGAGUGCUUAUCAUCCGAUGAUCCAUUGGUCAAAGAAUCAGCUGACUGGGCAAGGAUUGCAAUCAGCCGUGCGGUUUCAGGUUGAUGUGUCAUUGGUCUCGAGUCUGCACCUGCAUCCAUCCACGCGUCGAGUCCAGGUCUUCGGUUGCAUCAUGGUCUAGACCUGCUCUUUGGAGAAGUCCACAAUCCUCAAGGCAGAGUCGGAGGUCCUCACUAACUCAUGCAUACAUGUGUCAACCCAGCCUUUUUCACUUCUGCGGAAAAGAGGGUUAAGUUGGCCGCCUGCUAACUUUUCUAAAGGAGCCCAGAACCCUCAUUUCCUAUUGGAUGUGAGACGAGCUUCUAUUGUUGCCUGCCAUGGCGAUGGUCCCUCGGCUUGGCAUACAUGCUUAUGGUCUGGGUGCUAUUGCUUUCCCCUGCAUUCAUUGCAUGCAUCGAACUUUGGUCGUAUUGUCAGUCUCUACAAAGCCCCAUUUCUUCUGGAUCCAUUAUGCAAAAUGGGGCUUGCAUGCAUUGUCACAGGAUUAUUUUGUAGUGCUCAGGGCGUCCAAGUUCACUAUGUUGGACAUGUUCCUCCUGAGCUGGUAGUCUGUUUACUUCCUUUCUUUUUGUUUCAUACUUGCAUGGUCUUGCAUUCAUUCUGGACUGUUUUGUAAGGGUUCCUCUUUGGUCAAGACUGAGACGGUGCGCCGUCGCGUCGGUUUAUUUCAAGGUGUUGUCGGAGCAGUGCUCUUUUUUGUUAUCUAUGCUGCUGUUCCAUUUCAGCUUGUGCUGGCGAGGGAAAAAAGAACAAUUAUAGGUCUUGGACUGGUUUUGUUCGGGCGAGAGCUGUCGAGUCGUAUUUCUUGGUUACAGGAAUUGUAUUAUUAUGUGGAAUUCCGUCACCUCCUAUCAGACGUGUCAUAUCAUUGGCUGUGUAUAUGAGAAGAUGAUGAUGAAUGUGUUCAAUGAUAUGGAUUUUGCCUUU